AUAGUUAUAAUUUAAGGAUUUAUUUUACUUUUGAUAGUAGUCGAGGAAGGCUCCUACUACAAUAGUAAUAUAGUUAUAAUUUAAGGAUUUAUUUUACUUUUGAUAGUAGUCGAGGAAGGCUCCUACUACAAUAGUAAUAUAGUUAUAUUAAUAAGGAUUUAUUUCGCUUUUGAUAGAUUCAUACUAUAAGAGUAAGAUUAAUUUUAUUUUAAAAUGUCUGUAUUAAAACAUUUGGAAGAAAUAGCACAUUACAUCCAAGAAAAAUAUCCUACAUUGGAAUUUGAAAACAUAAGUGUUUCUACUGAAGCAAUAAGUGACAUUUGUAAUGUUAUAUUAAAUAAAGGUAAUUGUAAUAAUGCUAAAAAGAAUUUAGUUAAUGCAUUAAAAAGACCCAAUUCAUCUCUCAGAAAGUUAUUAGAUGGGAAGUCAGACAAUAAGUUACACUUUCUUAAAAUGCUCAAAGACAAUGGUUUUGCAAAAAAUAAUUUUUGUUCUUUUAAGACAGAGGUUGUAAAUUCAGUUUGUAAAUUAUUAAAAAUGAAGUGUAACCGUACAAAUCAACGCAACAUAUUUAAGCGUUGUCAAGAGAGUUUUCGAAAAAAUGAAAUUGCUGAUAGCCCUAAAGAAUUAUCUAAAAAAAAAAUUUGUAUGUUAGGUCAAACAACUGAACUAAAUGAGGGUGCGGUGGUGUGUGUAAAGAGAAAAUUGUUUACAGACGAUUCUCCAAAAAAAGUAAACAAUUAUACAUACAAUGACAUUGAAGACGAUUUGGACAUUGGUUUAAAUGAAAAUGUUCUUGAAAACAAUGAACUUGGUUGUAUUAAGUGUAACCCUGGCUUGCUUAGUAUUCCUAUUCAAAUUGAAGAUGAUUGCUGUAAUAGCAAUGAAGAAAUGAUUACCACCCCUAAGCGGAAAUCAGUUAUUGUCUUAGCUGAGAAGUUGUUUUCUUCUGGAAAGAGGUCUAAAUCAAUAGAAAUAAGUAAUACGCCAAAAGCAGAUUUACAUGAAUUACCUACUAAUAACUCAAAAAAUGUGUGGAAUACAGAUAGUUAUACACAAAAAGAAAAUGAUUAUGAAUCGGUAACAGUUGAUAAUAUGGACAUAGAUUUGAUUAAAGAAAAUGAAUUUGAAAUUGAUAGACAUAGUUUUGACACUACUUUACCAAUCGAGGAUAAUGGAUGUUAUGAAACAGAAGAAAUUAAUGUCACUAAGGAAAAUUUAACAACCCCUAAAUGUAAAAUCAAUAUUUCCUUUACUGGAGAUGGCUUGUAUACCUCAGAAAAGAUGUAUGACUCUACAAUUGUGUGUAACAAGCCAGAAGAAACUGGCCAUAAUAACAAUACAGUUUCUAUUAAAGCAAUUAAUGUCAAUGAGGAAAUGUUAACCACCCCUAAGCGUAGAUUAAAUGUUUCAUUUACUGGAGAUUUGUGUACUCCAGAAAAGAAAAUUAAAUCUAUAUCUGUAUGUAAUACACCAGAAGCAGAUCUGAAAGCGUUGCCAAAGGACUCAAAGAAUGUUUUUCCUUUAAAAGUAAGGUCAUUCAAUGACGGAAAUAAAAUAAAAAAGGUAAUGUGCUACAAAAAGUGUAAUUUUGUAGAAGGAACUAUUAGCUUACUUGAUGAAGAAUUUAAGCACAUAGUUGAUAACUCAAUGGAAAAAAAUAAUGUAAUUUCAAAUGAAAUAAACGAUUUGUUACGUGAAAAAUUUGAAAUAGUAAAUAACUCUUGUGUAUUGACUAUCAAGAAUAAAAAUAUUACCAAGAAAGGUUUAACAUGUUAUGGUAUAUGUCGACACGAAUCUUGUAAGCAGUUUAAACUUGUGGUGGAGAAAAAAUUAAAUGAUAGUUCAGCACAAAUAACAGUUCUGAGUAACAGUCACCAUUACAGCCAUUAUGGUAAACUGACUACAUUCCUGAAAGGAAAAAAUCGACAAAUACAAAAACAAAUGUCUAAGUAUUGCCCACCGAUGAGUUUACGUCAAAAAUAUAUUUUAAAAGCAUCUCCUAGUAAACUAAAGCGUGGUAACUUGUGUAACAUCAGGUCUGAUCGUGUAUACUAUAAGGUGUCUCACGAGCAAAAGAGUCAUAAUGAUCUAGCGGCUGAAGACAGGGUUGAUAUGUAUUUAUUGAAAGAUAAUUGUCCAGAAUUUAUUAAGCACGUAUCCGAUCCAAAAGAGAAAGAUUUUCAAAUUUAUUUAUUUAGUCAAGAUCAAGUAAACGUUUUAAGAAAAAUAAAAUGUAUUACGAUUCAUGUUGAUGCGACUGGCGGGGUGGUGAGAGAAACUACAAGAGAUCCAACGCUAUUCAAAACAGGAAAACAAAAAGAAAAAUUACUAUUGUAUUAUGCAGCUGUCACUGUGUGCAAUAAGAGAAUAAUUCCAAUAGCAGAAUAUCUGUCGACUACGCAGACUGCUAGUGCGAUAACAAAUUGGCUAGUGAAGUUUCGAGAAUUCUAUGAACAUCAGUGUAGUACAAAGUUUGUGGCACACGUUGUCAGUGACUUUUCAGCAGCAAUACUAAAAGGGUUUGUGAGAGCAUUUAACGAAUGUAACGAGGUCGUAGAAUAUUUGAAUAAAUGUUAUGAGUUCAUGUAUGAGGGGAAAAUGUUUAAUUGCAACGCACUAAUAAGUCUUUGUUGUUGUCAUUUAAUCAAAAAUAUCUCUGACGAUGCUCAUAAAUAUUAUAAAGGAAAUGGAAAGAAGAUGACCAAUGGUUCAUUGGCAUGCUUGGCAACUUCGUGUAUCUCUCCAGCUUUCAACAUAACCACCACGGAAUGUCUGGACAAAUGGUUCACUGCAGUUACAAACAGUGUUGUUGUCACCCAGCAAGACUGGAGAUGUGGAUGAUGCCAUGGAGACCUUGAAGCAGCUAAAUGAUGAAAAUCCAAGUAGUCUAGUUGAUGA
This is a messenger RNA of Acyrthosiphon pisum (pea aphid), 2901 nucleotides long. RefSeq lists its product as uncharacterized. The transcript is spliced from 2 exons. The record is from RefSeq and is a predicted model, not a curated record. NCBI's taxonomy places the organism in Eukaryota, Metazoa, Arthropoda, Insecta, Hemiptera, Aphididae. The coding region runs from base 214 to 2844 and encodes 876 amino acids.